Tarenaya hassleriana is the source of this 2240-nucleotide messenger RNA. RefSeq names its product bifunctional riboflavin biosynthesis protein RIBA 1, chloroplastic-like. Gene Ontology annotation, cellular component: chloroplast. The record is from RefSeq and is a predicted model, not a curated record. Gene Ontology annotation, molecular function: 3,4-dihydroxy-2-butanone-4-phosphate synthase activity; GTP cyclohydrolase II activity. Bases 283 to 1914 code for a protein of 543 amino acids. Gene Ontology annotation, biological process: riboflavin biosynthetic process. Lineage: Eukaryota; Viridiplantae; Streptophyta; Magnoliopsida; Brassicales; Cleomaceae. The transcript is spliced from 7 exons.
UGGUGAGGAAAAGGAAGGGGCGAGAGUCUUAUCCCCCAACUCUCACAUUCAUCGUUUUCACCACCAAAGCUUCUUCCCCCAUCCCAGGCUGUGCUUCGCUAAUCGCCAUCGUCAUCAUCGAUUACCCAUUCUUCUCUCCCGCUUCGCCGCAGUUUCUCCUCCGCCUUCAUAGAGCCCAUCCUCUCGAUCCUUCCCUUCUGUUUUCGUCGGAGAGAAAGUGGGUUUCUCGAAAUUUCUGAUUUUGCGAAGUGGGUAUUUCGUAAUUUGCCGCGAGGAAGAGAAAUGGCGUCGAUCAGCGUCUCAUCUCCUUCUUCUUCGUCUCCUUCAACGGGGGCUCUUCGGCGCCCUAGACUAAGCAAAAGCUACACGUUGUUCCAUGGAGUACACCGGAUUGGUUUCCCGGCCAUUGGCCUCAAGCCGGACUCAUCCUUUGGCAUUAAGACUGCUGGAAAAGUUAAGGCAGCAGUGGUCUCUGGUGAAGGUGAUCUGUUGUCAUAUUCCAUUGGCAGCCCUCCUCGCUCAAACGGGGCUGUAAUUGGCGGUGAUCAGGUUAAAGCCUUGCAGCCUGAUGCAGAUGCUCUUGGAACACUUGCGGCUGAUACAGCUCCUGCAGCCAAUGGUUUCGCAUCUGACGAUGAUGAGUUUGAUUUGGACUCACCAACAGAAGGCUUCUCUUCAAUCCCCGAGGCAAUUGAAGAUAUCCGCCAGGGAAAGCUUGUGAUAGUUGUGGACGAUGAAGAUAGGGAAAACGAGGGGGAUUUGGUAAUGGCGGCUCAGUUGGCAACACCUGAGGCUAUGGCUUUUAUCGUGAAACAUGGAACAGGAAUAGUUUGUGUGAGCAUGAAAGAGGAUGACCUUCAGAGGUUGCAACUUCCGCUAAUGGUAAACCAAAGAGAAAAUGAGGAAAAGCUCUGUACAGCAUUCACAGUCACUGUGGAUGCGAAGCAUGGUACUACAACAGGGGUAUCAGCUCGUGACAGGGCGACAACGAUACAAGCCCUUGCAUCAGGAGAUUCGAAGCCCGAGGAUUUCAACCGCCCUGGUCAUAUUUUCCCACUGAUGUAUCGGGAAGGUGGGGUUUUGAAAAGGGCUGGACACACUGAAGCAUCUGUUGAUCUUGCUGUUUUAGCUGAACUGGAUCCUGUUGGAGUUCUUUGCGAAAUUGUUGAUGAUGAUGGUUCCAUGGCUAGGUUACCGAAACUUCGUGAAUUUGCUGCUGAGAACAACUUGAAAAUCGUAUCGAUUGCUGAUUUGAUAAGGUAUAGGAGGAAAAGAGAUAAACUAGUGGAACGUUCUUCUGCAGCUCGGAUCCCAACAAUGUGGGGGCCUUUCACGGCUUAUUGCUACCGAUCCAUAUUAGAUGGAAUAGAGCACAUUGCAAUGGUCAAGGGUGAGAUUGGUGAUGGCCAAGACAUUCUUGUGAGGGUGCAUUCAGAAUGCCUCACAGGGGACAUAUUUGGAUCUCAAAGGUGUGACUGUGGGAAUCAGCUCUCUCUUGCAAUGCAGCAGAUGGAGUCAGUUGGGCGUGGUGUCUUGAUCUACCUUCGUGGACACGAAGGCAGGGGAAUCGGUUUGGGCCACAAGCUCCGGGCUUACAACUUGCAAGAUGCUGGACGUGACACUGUGGAAGCCAAUGAGGAACUCGGCCUUCCUGUGGAUUCAAGAGAGUACGGAAUCGGUGCACAGAUGCUGGGGGACCUGGGCGUUAGAACGAUGAAGCUGAUGACGAACAACCCUGCAAAGUACGUGGGGCUGAAGGGCUAUGGUCUGACCGUCGUGGGUAGAGUGCCUCUCCUGAGUCUGAUCACAAAGGAGAACAAGAGAUACCUGGAAACGAAGCGGGCCAAGAUGGGUCAUAUGUACGGCUUGAAGUUCAAUGGCAGUGCAGUUGAGAAGACGGAUGAGUCGUCCUAGUCUUAGGCUGUUGUUCUUUUCGCUCAAAAAGACAAAGCCAAAGAGAAGACCAAACAUGGAUAAUAUAUAUAUGGAUGCUGUUGCAGAAAGAACUGACAGAAGAAGCCAGCCUUUGAUGAUCUGUCUGACGAUUUGUUGGAUUGAUUUAAUUUGAUGUUCUCAGUCUGAUUAGUUACAUUUGAUUGUUACCCUGUUUUGCAACAGAGUGUUGCAUCAGAGCUCUAUGGUUUAGAUUGAUGCGAGGAAAACUCGGGAAAUGUAUCCUCUUUCGCUUUAUUUCUCUUGUAAUCCAAAUUAAGCACAAGGAAUUCUUCAAUUUCUUUUGA